Messenger RNA from Danaus chrysippus (African queen), 549 nucleotides. Lineage: Eukaryota; Metazoa; Arthropoda; Insecta; Lepidoptera; Nymphalidae. The record is from the annotation of a GenBank genome assembly.
AUGUUGCCGUUUGUAGCAUCGAUAGGUGGCGCUGCGGUAGCGACGCGAGACGGCCCCAAGCUAGCUUGCACUGGGAACAUUACUUCGAGCUCCAUACAUUUUCUUCUGGUUCUCUACGUCUGCAGUUUGGUUGUGUACCAGUUCAAAAAUUAUUUCAAAAUUUUUGCCAUCAGGAAAAAAGUUAAAAUGACGGACAAGCCGAAGCGUCCUAUGUCAGCAUAUAUGCUUUGGCUUAAUAGUGCACGAGAACAAAUUAAGUCCGAGAAUCCGGGACUUAAAGUUACUGAAAUUGCCAAAAAGGGAGGCGAAAUAUGGAGAUCAAUGAAAGACAAGAGUGUUUGGGAGGAAAAGGCGGCUAAAGCUAAGGAGCAGUACACAAAAGACUUGGAGUCAUAUAACGCAAAUGGAGGCGGUGGUGAAGGUGGCGGUAAAAAGGCACAGAAGAGAGGAAAGAAGGGCAAAAAAGCUUCCCCUGCUAAGGCAAAGAAGAAGAAGGAGGAAUCAGAUGAAGAAGAAGCCGGUGAAGAGGAAGAGGAAGAAAGCGAAUGA